Molecule: messenger RNA, 2797 nt
Organism: Amborella trichopoda
Lineage: Eukaryota; Viridiplantae; Streptophyta; Magnoliopsida; Amborellales; Amborellaceae
Product: G-type lectin S-receptor-like serine/threonine-protein kinase RLK1
Biological process (GO): recognition of pollen; protein phosphorylation
Molecular function (GO): ATP binding; protein serine/threonine kinase activity
Source: RefSeq, a predicted model, not a curated record
UAGACCAAGUGCGGAAAAUUUGCAGUCUUCAAUGGUUUCCUCAAUGGCCACAUUUAGACUUCAUCUUUCUUUUCUUCUCCCAUUAUUGCUUAUUACUUCUCCCUCUUCAGCACAAUCCUUCGCUCUCCAAAACACGAGCAUGGCUUCACCAACCCAAAUCCUAGCCAUGCCUUUUCCUUCCACUUACCCAUUCAGAAACAUUAGCUUGGGUUCUUUUCUUUCUACAACCCCAACUGGUAGCAAUCAGAGUUACUGGCUUUGUCCUUCUGGUAACUUUGCUUUUGGGUUCUACCCUCUCAGUAAGCCUCAAAAUUUCAUGGUAGGAGUUUGGAUGCCCAGAACCCCUGAAAACACACUGAUUUGGACUGCAAAUCGAGAUGAUCCUCCUCUUCUCGAUGGAACCUCCAUCAUUCUAACCAGUAAUGGCAAACUUUUAGUGAGAAACCAAGGAAUCCAAGAAAGACCCAUCACAAACAAUUCAAUUUCAGCAACUUCAGCUGCCUUUUUCGAUGAUGGCAACUUUGUUCUUUACAGUGACACCAAGGUUAUAUGGCAGAGCUUUGACAUACCAACUGAUACUAUCAUGAGUGGCCAAAGGCUAUUAAAUGGCUAUGAGAUCCUCUCUUCUUCUUCUGAUACCACCUUCUCCUCUGGUAAAUUCAGGCUCAAAAUGCAAGACGAUGGUAAUCUUGUGCUUUACCCGAUGAACACCACAGAUAGAGGUUAUAAUUCUUACUGGUCCACUGCAACCUAUGGCCGAGGUAACAGUUUAACACUGAAUUUAAACUCAGACGGCCACUUAUAUCUCAUGAAUUCUUCUGGUUACUUUGUAAAGAACAUCACAGAAAGCAAAGAUUCAAGCUUUAUAUAUAGGAUGACAUUAAGUUCUGAGGGUAAGCUUGAAUUAUAUUCUCAUGGCCUUGAAAAAAAUGGUAGCCUGAAUUCCUCUGUCAUUUGGUCAGCUGUUGAAGGGUCUUGUGAUGUGAAGGGGAUAUGUGGGGAUAAUAGCUACUGUAUUUUGAAGGCUUUGAAAAAACCAAGUUGUCGAUGUGCUCCUGGGUUUAGUGCACCUGGCCCUGAGAGAACAUUUCUGGACUGUGCAAGGAGCUUCAAAGAUUGGGAAUGCGAAGAUCGAAAAUAUAAUUUCACCAUUGAUACUAUCGAAAAAGUAAUAUGGCAAGACCCUGAAUACACUGAUGAUAUUGUGACUGAAGAUGAUUGCAAAGAAACUUGUCUUGACGAUUGCACAUGCAUGGCUGCUUUCUUUGAUUAUCAAAAGUGUGCUAUAAUGAAAUCCCCUUUGAGAUAUGGAAAAAGAACUUCUAAUUCAGUGAAGGCUUUCUUCAGGGUUCCACACAAUGUCACCACUACUGGUUCAUCCAAUAUUUCGCCUCCUCAUUUAUCACGAAACCCAACUGGUUCGGUUAUAGAGAGGGGUUUACAUGGGUCUUUCAAUAAGUGGUUCCCCAUUAGCUUGGCUCUUGGAAGUGGACUUGUGUUAUCUUUAGCACUCUCUGGUUUUCUUGCCUACCGAUCAAGAAUGGGAUGGUAUUACAGGCUUUCGAGUAACCAUUCUCUUAAAAACCAAGUGAAUUUGAUAUCUUUUGCUUAUGGCCAGCUUUAUGAAGCCACCAGGGGCUUUGCAGAAGCACUAGGAAAAGGUUCAUUUGGGACAGUAUUCAAAGGGAUUUUAUGUAACGAUGCUGAAGUUGCAGUGAAGAAACUGGAGAAACUAGAAGAAGAAGGAGAGGAGGAGUUUCGAACCGAGGUGAAUGUAAUUGGUCGAACCCAUCACAAGAACCUGGUUCAAUUACUUGGUUUUUGUGAUGAGGGUUCUCACAGGCUCUUAGUCUAUGAGUUUAUGAGAAAUGGAUCUCUUGCAGAGCUCUUAUUCAACGAAGAAAACCGACCCAAUUGGGAGGACAGAGUGAAGAUGGCUCUCGACAUAGCUCGAGGACUCCUAUACUUGCACGAAGAGUGUGUGACCCAAAUUAUACAUUGUGAUAUAAAGCCUCAAAAUAUACUCUUGGAUGAGUUUCAUACGGCGAAGAUAUCAGAUUUUGGGUUGGCAAAGCUUUUGACGCCUGAUCAAACAAGGACCUUAACAGUUGCUCGAGGAACUAGAGGUUAUGAGGCCCCGGAAUGGCACAGGAAUGUUCCUGUCACAGCUAAGGUGGACGUGUAUAGCUACGGUGCAAUGCUGAUGGAGAUCAUUUGUUGCAGAAAGAGCUUGGUGGUCGAUGUCCCUGAAGAUGAGAUAAUACUCUCAGAAUGGGUUUACAAAUGCUUUCAAGAUGGUUGCUUGGAGAAACUGAUAACUCCUGAAGAAUUGGAGGUUAGAGAGGAGAAGCAGAGACUGGAAAGGAUGGUUCUGGUGGCGCUAUGGUGUAAACAGGAAGAGCCUACAUUGAGGCCAUCCAUGAAGACGGUGGUUUUAAUGUUGGAGGGCACAGUGGAGGUGCAAGUUCCUCCUCAUCCUUGCCCCCAUUCAGCCCAAUCUAUGAUCUCAUGAUUUUUAGGUGCAGAAGUGAAGGAUAAAAAUUUGAGGGAAAAGCACCACUAUCGUCCAUGGUACACAAUAAGGGUGUAUAUCGUAAGUUCGUAUUGAAGGGUGGAGAUCGACUGUAGUUAACUGUAAUAACGGAUGAGUUCCAUAUUAUUGAUAUCCACCAUUUGUCAAUGGAAUAGAUGGUAGAUGCUCUUGUGGUGGAUUUUCUAGUACUAGAAAAUGGAGUAUGGUAUGAUUCCUCAGAAUUCUAUGGUCUCUUUGUGAACUUCUCUCUUAAUGACUUUUGAG